Messenger RNA from Olea europaea var. sylvestris, 5717 nucleotides. Its product is annotated as basic salivary proline-rich protein 2-like. The transcript is spliced from 12 exons. NCBI's taxonomy places the organism in Eukaryota, Viridiplantae, Streptophyta, Magnoliopsida, Lamiales, Oleaceae. The coding region runs from base 195 to 1817 and encodes 540 amino acids. The record is from RefSeq and is a predicted model, not a curated record.
AAUAGUUAAUAGAAUUCAACAUUAUAAUCAACCAAAAAGUAUCAAACAUUUCUUAUUUGCGCCUCGCGUGCGAUUUGAGAAGAUAGUCUUCUACAAGGCGUCCAUAAUAUACGAGAAAAGCGGUGCUAAGACAGUUCGGACCCACUUUCGGCUUAAAACCCACACAGCCUCACCAAAAACCUUGCUUAGUGACAAUGGCAAACAAGCCAGAAAUCGUGCAAGAAAUUGAAGAUGAAGAAGAUGGGCCACCGCCUGGGUUUCAGUCCAUCAUCACUCAGCAGGCACCUCAAUCGAAUUUGCCGUCUGGCAAAGCUGAAGGCGGUGACGGAAGUGGCGGUGAAGAAGAAGGUCCACCGCCUGGGUUUCACUGCAUGAAUCUGCCUGCGCCACAUUCUGAUAUGGAAACAAGGGGCAAACGAAAUGACUUUGAAGAUGAUGAAGAUUCACCCCCGCCAGGGUGGGAAUUUAAUACUCUUUCUCGAGCGUUACCAUCAAAACCACCAUCAAAUACAGCAGAUUUGGAAAUGGGGGGCAAACAAGACAGCAUUCUAGAUGGUGGGGAUUGCCCCCCGCCAGGGUGGGAAUAUGGUACUCUUUCUCAAGCAUUACCAGCAAAACCACAAUCGAAUACAGCAGAUAUAAAAAUGAGGGGCAAACAAGACGGAUUUGAAGAUGACGGAGAUGGCCCCCCUCCAGGGUGGGAAUUUCAUGCUCUUUCUCAAGCAUUACCAUCACAACCACCAUUAAAUAAAGCAGAUAAAAAAAUGGAUAGCAAUGAACUGCAUGAGGAUGAAGAUGACGGCCCCCCACCUGGAUGGGAAACAACUUUUCCACAUCAGGUGCUGCCGCCAUAUGAACCACCUAUGCAGCCAUCAUUAGCUGUUUCUUCUGGACGUGAAAUGGGGAGCAAAAAAGAAAUAAAAAAUGAUGUUGAAGGACAUCCAUCAGGGUCUCGACCUGAAUCUGUGCCAGAACAGUUGUCACCACCUAUCCCGCCACCACAGUUGCUGCCAUCAUCAGCACCACCUGCUGUAUGCUCAAGAGUUACCAGUAGAAAUAAAUCUCCCCCGAUGAAUGGGGGCAUCUCAGAUAAAGAAUUGGGGGGCACAGUUGACAUUAAGAUUGGGGGCGAAAGACCUACAUCUGUGCUUUAUUCACAGCCACUACAACCUAUGACUCUUCCAUCACAACCACUACCACCACCUGUGAUGUCAUUACCUUCUGGUCAGUCUACAGAAAAGGCUCAAUUAGUUUGUGGAACUUGCCGGAAAUUGCUUUUGUACCCGCGAGGAGCAAAAUGGGUCCAAUGUCCUGGUUGCCAGGAAGUCAAUCUCGUCCUAGAAGCCUAUCAAAUUGGACAAGUUAAUUGUGGGGGUUGUGCAGUUUUACUUAUGUACCAACAUGGAGCACCAGCGGUUCAAUGUUCUUCUUGCCAUUUCGUGACACAAAUUGGAGCACACAACAGGCGACCCCCCCUUUCUGUUCAGCAGGCUCAGAGACGGCGUCGUGCCAACAGAGCAAUCUGUGCCUGCUCCAUAGCCACUUCAACCUAUGUUUCUUCUGUCACCACCACCUGCGGAUGGCAUCAUCACCUUCUGGGCAGUCUACAGACUCUCUCUCUCUUAUUCACAAAAUCCUUUCAGUCUGUUCAUUUGUCAACCAUUCACAGUACUAGACCCGCUCUCCCUCUCUUUACACACGUGAACACAAAUAUAAUGCUCAAAAUCACAGUGAAGUACAGGUAUGCACACAAAUAUAAAGCUACAUUCUUCAUCUUUAUGCUUCGUGUAUAUAUACAUGUAUGUAUUCAUCAAUAGAAGAGUAAUGAGAUGACGCGCUUUGAUGUUAUUUAGUCUUAAGUCCUAGAUAUAACAGUUUACAUUAAUAUAAGAGCUAUCUUUCAUAAGUCUUGACUAUGACUGUACAUCCUCGAUGUCUCGAUUUGAUCAUUAAGUAUAGGAUUUUGUAUAUUCUCCUGACUGCAAAUACUAUUUGCACGUCCAAUUAAGUAGUUAUCAUGAAGUCUGUUAGCAUCAAUAACAGUGCAUAUUGUAUGCAUGCUCAUUAUUGCUUAUAUAUCUCGAUGCUAUUUGAUUUUUGUGGUGUGCACCUUGGGUGAGCAUGGGUUGGUUUAGGCCCAAAAAAUGGGCCUAACCCAACACGUUCAGUUUCAUGAGAAAUUGAGCAGAACCAACCCACCCACAAGUCUAAAACUCAACUCAACCCUAACUGAUGAAGGUUGGGUGGGGUUGUUGAGUUGGGUUGGUUGGUUUUGGGCUUUAAACAGAAUCACACAAGGAACACAAUUUUUUUUUUUUUUGUCGGGGGCCUAAUUCACAUUUGGCCAUUUUUUUUGAUGAACUUGAUUGGCCAUUAUUAAAAACUUUGAUGGUCUAAUUUAAUAUAGGGGCAAUUUCAAUAAAAUUUGAAAAGAUUGGCGCAUUUGAGGUUGGAUCAUUUUCGCUAUCUAAAACAAAUUCAAUCAACAUAUGAAAAAUGCUAUUGCAAACUCGAUACAAAUGAAAAAUAUUAAAUUCAUGCAAAUUCAACCUACAUAAUAAAAAAUUUAAUAAAGUCUUUAUAUCAUACGUAUUGUUUGCUCUGGGAGAGCCUGAAUCUAUCUUACUCCUCAAGACAUUUUGUCAUGUCUUCAAGGAUUUGAACCCGAGACCCCUGCCUUACGAGAGACUUUAGCUAAAUCCUGUCACUAGCAUUGUGCCUUGAUUUAGUUUAAGUCUCUCAUAAGUCAGAGGUCUUGGGUUCGAAUCCUGAGGGCGUUAUAGAAAUUUGUGAGAAGUCAGAUAGGUUUAGACUCUCACGGAGUGGAAGUACAUGAGAAAACAACUUGGGUACGAGGCCUGGGUUGUUACAAAAAAUGUUAUACAAUACGAAAUAAAAAAUAUUAAUCAUCCAAAUUCAAUCUACAUAUUAAUGUUAUAGUCAUCCAAAUUGCAGAUCCAAUAUGAAUUUUUUUUUUUGAAAGGUAAUCAAAUAUUUUAUUAAUCAAUGCAUAAUACACGGGAAGUGUAUUAUUAAUUUAAAGCAGAAAGGAAAAACAUAAAAUUGUGCAACCCAUCUAUAUGCCUAGUAGCUGCAGCAUUAAACCACGUAUACAAUGUGAAAUAAAACAUCUCUAAUUUGCUCUACUGUCCGUGUUUGAUUAUCAAAGCAGCGGCUAUUUCUUUCUUCCCACAUACACCAUACAAUGUAACCCGGAAUAAGGUCCCAUGCAAGCUUGUAAUCCUUGUCGCGAAAUUUUUCCUCCAUGCCUUUAACACGUCUUCCAUACGCCUCGGUAUCGCCUAAUCCAUGUGUUGUGAUGCCAAAAUAUUGUGCCACAGUAAACGAGCGGCAUCACAAUGGAGAAACAAGUGAUCAAUCGUCUCCCCAUCCCUCCGACACUUAUAACACCACUUUGUAACAUAAACAUCUUGUUCGUAGAUUAUCCAUCGUUAACACGUGUCCCCUGACCACCGUCCAAAGUAAGAAUGCAACCCGUGGAGGCAAUUUACAUUUCCACACUGAUUUCCAGGGGAAUGAACUCUGCACAAGACCCAAUAAAGAUCUAAAAUAAGUGCCAACUGAGAAAAUCCCAUCCCGUGUCAAUCUCCACCUACUACAGUCUGCCUCUCCUGUCUUGAUGCGAAACUUGUACAAAGAAGUCAAAAAUAGCGCAUAAUCAUCCAAUUCCCAAUCCUGUAAUCUCUGACAAAAACAAUAUUCCAACUGAUCCUCCCAUUAUGUAUAUCUAAGAAUCACUCACCGUAGCAGACGGUGUAAACACAAUACGAGAUAAAGAGGGAAAUUUCACCUUCAGCGGUUGUUCUCCAGACCAAUAAUCAUCCCAAAAACUGAUGGUAGUACCAUUCCUCACUGCAAAAGUCAAUUUUGGGAGCACACCAAGACCUCCACUACUUUAAUGCUUAAAGAAUUAUGAAAAUAUCAAGGAUCACAAAAUUCUGAAGCAAAAAUAGACACUUGUAUUGCCAACAUAUCUCUGGCUUGUUUGGACAAGAUACCAUAUUUAUUUAAGUUAAAAUUCUACCUAUUAAGAUUCUACUGAAGAUCAAAAUAAUUGUUCUCUAUGCUUUUACGAGUGUCUAAAAGUAUGUCUACAUUUGUUUAUCUAAGCACUAUCUUUUGCUCCAUGUUUUUCCAUAAACCUAGAAAGACGAGUAUAACUCAUAGAAGAAGAAAAUUGCCUUUACGAGAAUUAAAAUAAUUGAUACUUGACUGCUUUAGAAACUCCUUCGCAUCCCUUGUAUCAGCUCUUAUUCCUUUCCUUCAUAUGUUGCUUUUCUUCGCUUUUGGGAGGUUAGGUUUAUGUUCCCCUUCCUCUUGUUCUUGUGAGUUUGAUUUUAUAUAUACGGUUGGAGAAUCCAAAUCCCCAUCAGUGUUCCCUGAUGGAGCUUUAAAACCCACUGAGGUUGUGUUAGUGUUUUCCUUAGAAGAAAAAAGAAGAAGCCAUAAUUGAUCAAUCACAACUUGAAUUGAUCCUCCAAAACAGACAAAACAAAAUUAACCAAUUAAACUAAAUAAAAUAUGAAGGCCUAUUUUUCAAAAUUUCAAAAUAAAUACAAAUUGUAGAAGGGUAGGUAUAAAAGCUCAUUUUUUGACCAAUUUAUCAGGAAUAAGAUAUAAUUUGCUGUCGUUUCAUAGUUUUGACUCUUGUUUACUCCUUUAUAUUUAAGAUAAUUGUUCUCUGUUUAUUAGAGAUUUUUAUUGAUAUGUUGAGAAAUCUGGUAGGGUGCACAGUUCACUUUUUUUGCCCAUGGUUUGCACGAAUAACCAUUUCAUACAAGUAAAAGCUGCAAUUGCCUUCUGCUUGAUUUUGUCGCUUUUAAUCAAAUCUCCUGGAUGUGCCUUUUAAGAUGGCAGUGACUAUCUUAAUGCACAUGGGAAUUAAAGAUUCUGUUGCUCCCCUUUUGACUUUUCUCCCUUAAUCAGUUUAGGACCCCGCCUACCCCCAUUCACAAUUAUGGCUUUGUUAUCAUUCCAGAAACAUUUGAGAAUCUUGUAUAUAUAGAGGCAUCAAAAUGAACCUUCUGAAUAUUACUGCUCUUCUUUAGGCACAUUAUAUGUGGUAAUCCUGUCUUAUCUGCUUUUGAAAGAUCAGAAGAGUCUAUGCAGUACCCUCUACGAUGGUCUAUGUAUGGAAACACAGACAAAUGCUCCUGUGCAAUCAAAGAAAGAAGAUAGGUAAUUCAUCUUCACAUUUUGAAGGUUAAUUCCUAAAGCAAUGAAAGUAAAUAAACUUUGGGAAUCGAUAGAUGUUUUCACUCUUUUUUUUUUCCAUCACGUGCUAGAUACUUGUGUCUUUUCUACUGUGAUAAUCCAUGUUUUCCGUUAGCAACUCCCCAACUGUGCCAACCCAAAAAAAUAAAAAAUAAAAUAAAUAAUGGAAAAACGAAACAAUAGGUACAGAAUUGAACAGACUAAAUGUGCAGUUGGCAGAUAGUUUGAUGUAAUACUCAAGGAGGUGCAGAUUGCAUUGGAGACUUGACAAAAUAUGAACUUUUAUAAAGUGUGAAAUUCUAAAGUAGGUAUAAAUUUACUUUCUCUUGGUAGUUUGUAGAUUUUUAAAUUAGGAAAGUUUUUACUUGAUAUUUUGAUAAAUUCUAAUUGUAAGUUUUUACUUGAUAUUUUGAUAAAUUCUAAUUGUAGGGAUUUUAGGUAUGAAGAUUUUCUCUGAAUUUUUUGAUUCCUCUCUCUUUUUC